AUGCAAAAGAGUCCCGCGAUCACCUAUCGAUAAUAUCGCUCAACCCAUACCGAUCUACCUGUGCUUGUCUCUGUCUUGUAAAAUAGCUCGCACUGUCAUCUUGACUGGCGGGUCUCUAUCUGAUGUCACAAUCGUCGUCGCCUUUGGGUACAUCGCCAUCGCGUACUGGAAGAAUGUCGCAAUAUGAUUCAACACCUCCCACUUCUUCCGACUUUCCUCUGGUGUCUGCACCAUGUGGUGACACGAAAGCCAGCGAAGGGAAAAGGGCACUCGUAAACUCCAUCACGGGGCCACAGCUGGUCAAUCCCAUCAAGACCAAGCUAAUUCAAGGCUUUACCGUCGAUUCCAUCUCGACCUGGCCUCCGAUCAUCUGGGAAAUCAUAAUGAAGGUUCCCGAAGAGACGAGGAAGAGAGCCUUUCGGCAUUCAACGAUCGAUCGGAUCGAUAACUACGAAAAAUUGGAGUGGAUAGGAGACAAAUUCAUCAGUGCGGCUGUGUCUCACGUGAUACAGGAAAAUCACGCCGACAAGCACCUGGCGUUCCAGAACGUCGUCUUCGACUUUUGCAAAUGCCAUUCUACGAUGAAUGCGAUUUGUCGCAGCUUAGGAAUUGACCAAGUCAUCGACAUCGAUAGACGAGGCGGAUUGUCAGACAGGGUAUGUGAGGACGUAUUCGAGGCGAUUGCCGGGGCAAUCUUUCUGGAACUGGGGUAUGAGACGCUGAUGGUCUACGUGGAAGCGAUCUAUAAACCGGUGCUCGCAGUCCUGCGUCGACAGUUGGAAGUUUCCGGAUGGGAGGAGGCGUCUCUGUUGAGUCAUGCAGGGCGUCGGGGUUACGCAACGCCAGCCUCAAUGGAUUUCUUAAGGAAGCUCAGAGAGCUCUGCUCCAGGCACAAGUGGACGGUCGAGAUCAUCGACCCGAACGAGUUGGAGAACCCCAAUCCCAAUGAAGAAUGCUGGGCUCAGCAUAUUGUGGUCAACGGGCACGAGAAGGCUACCGGUCGAGCCCGUAACAAGCGCAUGGCCCGCAACGAUGCCGCUCAGCAACUGUAUGAGAGACUCAAAGACUCCAAGCUCAGCAGUGAGGACGUUGAGGAUCCGCCCACAGGACGGCCCUCCGAAGCGUCAUUGACUCCCAAAGCUGUCGGAAUCGAUGCCUUGGACCCCCACGUCAAUGAUCACAGCAAAGAUGUCGCUACCAAGCGUUGCCUGACUACUGGAGCGCGGGAGGAUUCUCAAGAACGGCCCUCCAAGCAUGCCCGUUUGGACAUUGACAGAGGCCUUGUCCGGCUUUCUUGAACUCAACCUACAAUCUAUAUUUGAUCUUGAAUCACUAUCAAUAGAAGCAGCAUCGGCUUAACGACAUAGACACGCUACCGGGAAUCCCAACGAGCCUAUCAACGAAAUUACGAGUUUAGUUCAUGUCUCACCUUUGUACAUAUAUAUUUCACGACAUUCACGAUCGGGAUCCUGAUAAACGAAGAUACGAUACCAUCACGGUACCGAAUUUGCGGGGAUUUGACCAGUCUUGCGGCGACUUGCCCAUCUUCUUCAUCAAGUCGCAAGUCG
Molecule: messenger RNA, 1568 nt
Organism: Filobasidium floriforme
Lineage: Eukaryota; Fungi; Basidiomycota; Tremellomycetes; Filobasidiales; Filobasidiaceae
Exons: 4
Coding region: 123-1298 (391 amino acids)
Biological process (GO): RNA processing
Molecular function (GO): ribonuclease III activity
Source: RefSeq, a predicted model, not a curated record